Messenger RNA from Naegleria gruberi, 2466 nucleotides. RefSeq lists its product as uncharacterized. Bases 1 to 2466 code for a protein of 821 amino acids. The transcript has a single exon. Gene Ontology annotation, molecular function: protein binding. NCBI's taxonomy places the organism in Eukaryota, Heterolobosea, Eutetramitea, Acrasida, Naegleriidae. The record is from RefSeq and is a predicted model, not a curated record.
AUGAACAAAUCUUGUGUAACAGUUGUGCUUUUUUACUGCAUCUGUUUAUUGGGUUUCUUAUUGCAUGUUAAAGCAGAGCAAUACGAAACCUCUGAAAAUCCAAAUUUUUCUAUUCGUUACAAUCUCACACUUGUUACUGGAAAUGGUGAUAAGAGAGGAACAGGCGUUCCUUACAGUAUUGUAAUGACAAGACCUGUGGGAUUGGCAUAUUCUCAAAAGAGGAACACUAUUUAUCUUUCUGAAGGUAAUUUGAUGAGAAAACUUGACUUGACAACUGGCAUGACUUAUAUAUUUGCAAAUGUUGAAAAUCCUGGUUUGCUUGCUUUCUCUCCUAAUGAAACAACUCUCUACGUAUGCUUCCCACUCUCAAAUAAGGUUCAAAGAAUGGACUUUCUUCCAAAUGGAACCGAAAUCUUUUCAGAUUUUGCUGGAAAUGGAAAUUCUGGAAAUACAGGUGAAGGUGGCUUGGCUAUUAAUGCUCAAUUGAAUCAACCAAGUGGUGUAGCAGUUGAUUCAAAUGGUGAUGUUUACAUUUCAGAUUCUGGAAAUGGUUUAAUCAGAAAGGUUUCCAUCUCUUCAGGAAUAAUUACAAAAUUUGCUGGAACAAGUCAAGGAUUUGCAGGAGAUGGUGGUUUGGCAAAGAAUGCCAAGUUGAGUAAUCCAAGAGGAUUGAAUUUUGGUCCAAAUGGUGAUUUGUACAUUGCAGAUUCUGAUAAUAAUGUGGUGAGAAGAAUUAAUUCGAGUGGAAUUAUUACAACCAUUGCAGGUGAUACCACAUCAGGUUAUUCUGGAGAUGGAGGUGAUGCUAAAUUGGCAAAGAUGAAAAAUCCAAUCAAUGUUAUUGUCUCAAAAACUAAUGAAAUAUUCAUUAGUGAUGCAGAUAAUAAUGUUAUUAGAAAGGUUUCCAAUGGAAAUAUUUCAACAAUUGCUGGUAAUGAAUUGGUGGGUUCUGGAUUCAGUGGAGAUGGAGGAGAUUCUAAAAACGCAUUGAUUUCCAUGGUACAAGGAUUUGUAUGGAUCAAUGAUGAGUUGGUAUUUGGAGAUUUGGUAAAUUCUAUUAGAAAGAUCAGUAAGAGUGGAAUCAUUUCAUCCCUCACACAAAAACUUCCAUUCACUGGUGAUGGUGUUAAUGUAGAUUUGAGUUUUAUACUCUAUCCUAAAGGUAUUUGUGUGAAUGAGAAUACAGGUGAUAUUAUUUUUUCAGAAGCUUAUGGAGAUACUAUUCGAAAGAUUGCCAAGAAUAGAAUAAUUACAAAAAUAGCAGGUAUUGGAAGUGCCAAUAAUUCUGCUGGAGUUGAAAAUGGGCAAGCGCUCUCUGUUUCUCUUCAUAUGCCAAGUCUUAUUCAAUGUCAACCAAAUGGUGAUGUUUAUGUUGCUGAUUAUUUCUCCAAUCUCAUUCGUUUAGUUUCGACCAAUGGCAGUAUAACGAAUGUUGCUGGAACUGGUGUUGGGGGAUACAGUGGAGAUGGUGGUAAUGCUAAAUUAGCCAAAUUGAAUGCACCUAAUUCAGUCAAAGUUUCUUCCAGUGAUGAAAUUGUUAUUGCAGACACUUCCAAUAAUGUUAUUCGAAAGGUUUUCAAAAAUGGAACAAUUAUUACAAUUGCUGGUACUAUUGGAAGUCAGGGAUACAGUGGAGACAAUGGUCUAGCAAUUAGUUCAGUUCUUUCCAGCCCAUCAGAUGUUGCUAUUGCACCAAAUGGUGAGGUAUUCAUUGCCGAUUGGGGAAACCAUGUUAUUCGAAAGAUUGAUACUAAAGGUAUCAUUACAACAAUUGUAGGCAAUGGCACAGAAGGUAAUGGUGGUGAGGGAUUUAAUAGACCUCUAACUGCUCAAUUGAAAUUUCCAAAAUCAAUCUCACUUUCGAAAGAUGGAGAAUUGUUCAUUUCAGAUUACAAUGGAAUUAAGAAAUUAACAGUGAAAGGAACAAUUGCUCAUAUUGCUGGAGUUGGAGAUGAUAGAUAUGUUCCUCUAACUCAAAAUUACCUCUCAGAUGCCACAACUGCCUCAGUUUUCACAGAUCAAAUUCACAUCAUGUCAAAUGGUGAUUUGAUUAUUGGCAUUGGAAAUGGUUAUGACAAUGGCAAGAUCUACAAGCUAUCCAAACUCACUUGCACCCAACCAAACUAUUCUCCAGACAGCACCAACACUUUCUGUCUCCCUUCAUGUUUUGGUUUGAUUGCUGACAGCAACAAUAUCUGCUCAGGAAAUGGUUCAUGCAUUUCGACCAAUACCUGCCAAUGCAAGCCAGGAUAUACUGGAGCCCAAUGUCAAUCUCGUAUUGAACCAACCAUUUCCAAACAACCAGCCUACCCUCUCACAAGUAGCUCCUCAAUUCUUCCUCAAAAAUCGAAAGGAGUGAUUGGAGGAAAUUCCAAUCCACGUGGAGUUGCUUCGAGUGUUUGCGUUGGAAUGAAAAUUUCUGGAAUUUUGUUGAUUUUAUGGGUCGUUCUGAUGUUUUGCUUUUAA